AUGCCUCAAUCCAACCAGAACGUUGAACGCGAAUGCUCACUCUGUGGCAAGGUCCGCGGUCUCUACGAGUUCUCGGCCAGUCAGCGCCGUAAGGGCGACGAUGCUGCCUGCUUGAGAUGCAUUCCUGAAAUCCAGAGUGUCAAGCCUGGCCAGCAGAAGCAUGACAUGGACACCAGCGAUGCCAAGUACAUUGCCCACACUGGCACUACCGCCUCCAAAACCAGUGGCUCCCUAGUCAACAAGACCGGUGGUGUUCGUCUUCCUACCUCCGCCUUGUCUUCUGCUAUCACUGCUGGCUCUGGCAAUGCUUCUGUCAUCAGCACUGGCGCUUACACUCGCAACGGCGCUGCUUCAUUUGCUGCUCCCUCCACUCGCUACUCUUCGGCCACCAACGGCAACGAGCCCGCCCCCACCUACGAUGUCGGCGAGAACGGAUGGGUUCGCAUUCGCAAAGGACACCGUGAGGAGAAUGUUCCCGAGCUGGCUGACGACGAUGUCGAGACCUUCAAGGACGAUGACGAUGGCGAAGAUUACAACAUGUAA
Aureobasidium namibiae CBS 147.97 is the source of this 543-nucleotide messenger RNA. RefSeq lists its product as uncharacterized. The transcript is spliced from 3 exons. The record is from RefSeq and is a predicted model, not a curated record. The coding region runs from base 1 to 543 and encodes 180 amino acids. NCBI's taxonomy places the organism in Eukaryota, Fungi, Ascomycota, Dothideomycetes, Dothideales, Saccotheciaceae.